GGCGCAUUUCACCCGGAACGUGUAGGGACCAAAGUCAGCUACGCGUACAUCACAGUCUUAGAAGGGGAUGAUUCCCCAGUAAUAUUCCCUGCCCUGAUCCAAGGUGCCGCUUGGCCUCCCUCCCGGGGAAGACUGCUUCUUGUGUGACACCAGCCAUAGAAAGAGACUCCGAUGGACUUACACCGGGCAGCCUUCAAGAUGGAGAACUCAUCCUACCUCCCCAACCCACUGGCAUCCCCAGCACUGAUGGUCCUGGCGUCCACGGCUGAGGCCAGCCGCGAUGCUUCCAUCCCUUGUCAGCAGCCACGACCCUUUGGUGUACCUGUCUCAGUAGACAAGGACGUGCAUAUUCCAUUCACCAACGGUUCCUACACCUUUGCCUCUAUGUACCAUCGGCAAGGUGGGGUGCCGGGCACUUUUGCCAAUCGUGAUUUUCCCCCUUCUUUACUACACCUCCACCCUCAGUUUGCUCCCCCAAAUCUAGAUUGCACCCCAAUCAGUAUGCUGAAUCAUAGUGGGGUGGGGGCUUUCCGUCCCUUCGCUUCCACUGAGGACCGGGAGAGUUAUCAGUCAGCCUUUACGCCAGCCAAACGACUUAAGAACUGCCAUGACACAGAGUCUCCCCACUUGCGCUUCUCAGAUGCAGAUGGCAAGGAAUAUGACUUUGGGACACAGCUGCCAUCUAGCUCCCCCGGUUCACUUAAGGUUGAUGAUACUGGGAAGAAGAUUUUUGCUGUCUCUGGCCUCAUUUCGGAUCGGGAAGCUUCAUCUAGCCCAGAGGAUCGGAAUGACAGAUUAGAUGAUUCCGGUUUGCUUGCCUGUUCAUCUACCUGGCAUCACAGGUGAUUCAUGAGGUAGGUGUUGGGGUCUAUGGAGAAAGGAAGCCUUGACUCGACAGGACUAACUUAUUUGCCCUGGAAAAAGGGAGACGUGUUUUGUGAGAAGCUAUUCAUGGAGGAUGCAUAAUUCCCCAGGAUGGGAACUGAGGUAACUCCUGUUUAUUGUCACUCCCUGAACCAGUCUCCAAGGCUUCUUGUCCAGGGAAAUGAUGCUAAAAUUUAUGGACCAAUUACGAAUAGUCCACGUGUGUCUUACAUAUGAAGUGUCUACAGAUAUGUUUCCCAGGGCUUUUAAAAUAAACAUCUCCUCAUUAAGGAAACUUUACAACAAAAGGGAAGAUAAGUAUUG
Molecule: messenger RNA, 1188 nt
Organism: Panthera uncia (snow leopard)
Lineage: Eukaryota; Metazoa; Chordata; Mammalia; Carnivora; Felidae
Product: E3 ubiquitin-protein ligase RNF220
Exons: 3
Coding region: 172-846 (224 amino acids)
Biological process (GO): protein ubiquitination
Molecular function (GO): ubiquitin protein ligase activity
Source: RefSeq, a predicted model, not a curated record